AUCACUAAUAUUCGUAACACAGAUAUCAAAUUAGGAAAUUGAUAAUGAGUUCCUCCUACACUCGUAACGCACAAAAUAUGUAAAAUCGUCAGUUUCAUCUCGCUUUUUCAAGCGAAUCAACUAUGGAAAGUUCUUUUAUCUUAUGUCUCAUUAUUUCAUUCAAUUGUUUUUUUUUGUCCGUGUGUCGUGAUGAUCGUGUUUUGUAUCCAAAUUUUCAAGUAUCAUUAAGCCAAUUUCGAAAAAAUUGCAAACGAAAAGGAUUAAUGCCAACAAUAUUAAAUAUUCAAGAAGAUUAUGCAAUUGUUUUUAAUCAAAUAUCGGAAGAUUUACUUUUGAAAAUUUACUACAAAGAAACAAACGAAACUGUUAUAAGCAACGCUAUUGAACAUUUUUGCAACAAUAAUACAAAUUUAAAUAGUUUAUUGUACAAUGCAGCUGAUAAAAUGCUUGGAUGUUUGGACAAUUCUGAGAAUGUUGAUACAAAUAGUUUAAAGCAAAUGAUGCUGACUAAAAUUUGUAAUGAGCAGGCAAUACGAUUGUUCUAUAAUAUGGGCUUUUAUUAUAAUAAGAUGAAAACUUGCUUCUGGGAGGUGGGAAAAAAUAUUUCAAAAUGCUUUAUUGAACAGUGUAAUCGUCGUUUAUGGCGAGUUGCAGAAAAUUGUGAAUGCGUUGGUGCAAAUUGUUCUCUAUGCAAUGAAAACUGUUAUGAUCCUUUUUACAAUAAUAUUCUUUUCUACGCUCCAAUCAACUUCAGUCAAAAAGAAUGCGAGGAUUUAUAUAGAAGGGUCACUUGUCAACUUGAUGUCGUGAAACAUUGUGCAACUUCGGUGGUGAAACUAUCGUAUGAAAUGAUUUACACUUUAGAAAGGGUACCACAAUGUAUAUCCAAAGUUCCAGAUUGGCGAUAGAUUAAAUUUUUUUUAAUGAAAUGUGUCAUAUAAAGUAUUAUUUUUAAUAAAAUUGGAUAUAAA
Molecule: messenger RNA, 971 nt
Organism: Leptopilina boulardi
Lineage: Eukaryota; Metazoa; Arthropoda; Insecta; Hymenoptera; Figitidae
Exons: 4
Coding region: 123-908 (261 amino acids)
Source: RefSeq, a predicted model, not a curated record